This is a messenger RNA of Ilex paraguariensis (yerba mate), 1331 nucleotides long. The record is from the annotation of a GenBank genome assembly. NCBI's taxonomy places the organism in Eukaryota, Viridiplantae, Streptophyta, Magnoliopsida, Aquifoliales, Aquifoliaceae.
UGGAUUUACAACUGUGUCGGUCACUAACCUUUUUGGGGUAAGUACUCACAGCCUUCCCCACUACGCAUUACCCACUUUCAGAGAGCUGAGACAGUCUUGAGUACGACUACUGAGUCUGCCGUACAGACAAUGGCCAAAGUCUCAACUUCAGCACUCUCUCUUCUCCUAUUUGCCAGAAUCUCAGCUCUCACAGUCGCAGUACUUGUCCUCAUUUGGGCUCUACACUUCAAAACUAGCUUCCUCCCUCACUCUCACUCCCAAGAAGACCUCAUCUACGCUGUGCUUCAUCCUUUAUUUAUGGUGAUUGGGUUCAUUCUCAUAAGCGGAGAAGCGAUUUUGGUGCACAGUUGGUUGCCUGGUUCGAGAAAUUUUAAGAAAUCAGUGCACUUGUGUCUUCAAGGUGUGGCUUUGGCAUCUGGGGUUUUUGGGAUAUGGACAAAGUUUCAUGGAGAAGAUGGGAUUGUGGCUAAUUUCUUCAGCUUGCACUCAUGGAUGGGUCUGAUCUGUAUCUCCUUGUUUGGAGCUCAGUGGUUGAUGGGUUUCUUAAGCUUUUGGCACAGAGGGGAGGUGCGAACAGCAAGGGUACGGAUACUACCUUGGCACAUUUUCCUUGGUCUUUACACAUAUGGUUUGGCAGUGGUGACAGCCGAGACAGGCCUUCUUGAGAAAUUGACCUUCUUGCAAUCGAGGGGUAGUGUGUUGAAGCGUGGUACAGAGUCCAUGGUUGUCAACGGUUUAGGACUCGGGUUGGCUCUGCUCAGUGGUGUUGUAAUAUUAGCUGCUAUCUCACCAAAGUACCAAAUGUCACAAACCAAGAUGAUGUAUUCCAACGGCAAGUCCUUGUCUUCUUGAUUUGAAACAUUUCAGUAUAAUUAUCAUUCUUACUUUUUUUUUCCUUUGAUCUGUUGAGAAAAAGUCAAUAAAAACAGAGAUUACGAUAGAUUAUAGGACAGAGGUUACAGGAUUGAAGACAUCGACCUCGAGGCAUCCGUUACUAAGAUAUGUUGUAAGUCUUCAGGGAUCAAGUUCCACCGAUUUGGCUCAAGCUUUGUUCAUCUUUGUUCUUGAGCAAUUUAGUGGCAGAAACUGAUGUUGGGGCAAUAUGAAGAGUGCUGUUUUUCCUUAACUUCAUGUGUUUGUUGGCUCAUGAAAGUAUGAGUUUGUACUGGAGUCUUGCCUGAAGAUUGAAGAAGCAUUUCUGCAGUUGGUUCUUCUAUUGUACAUAUUAAUGUAGUUGAAGGAUCUUGGUGUACAAUUUGACAGUGUGAUUUAUAUGCUUUCCUUUUAGAGAAUAAUGAGCAAUGGGUGGUUCACUUUUCAAGGCAUUACAG